Messenger RNA from Aspergillus clavatus NRRL 1, 948 nucleotides. Its product is annotated as mitochondrial 37S ribosomal protein uS9m. Gene Ontology annotation, cellular component: mitochondrial small ribosomal subunit; ribosome. The transcript has 2 exons. The record is from RefSeq and is a predicted model, not a curated record. Gene Ontology annotation, molecular function: structural constituent of ribosome; RNA binding. NCBI's taxonomy places the organism in Eukaryota, Fungi, Ascomycota, Eurotiomycetes, Eurotiales, Aspergillaceae. Bases 1 to 948 code for a protein of 315 amino acids. Gene Ontology annotation, biological process: translation.
AUGGCAUGGCAGAGGCCCAAUUGCAUUGUACAGGCGGUCCAGUCCGUCCGGACUGCUCAGCUGCAGUCUCUCCUCCGAAGCACCACAAUCCCCUCAUGGAGCUCGUUACGACAGCAGCGAAGCGGGCGCAGCUACGCAACAGAGGCCGUGUCUGCUGGUGACAACGCACUCGCGGUUCGCGCCGCCCCCGAGAUCGACUUCAGCAACCUCGUCAGCCGUCCUGCCCGGGUUAUUCCCGCAUCACCCGCCUACUUCUCCGGGAGUCCCAAAUUCAUCGACCACCUGCUGAAGCUGGAACACAUCUGCGCUAAAUAUGCGUCGCUACCUACGGUGGCUCCGAGUGAAGCUCCUCGGAUGGCAUGGUUCAAACUUGCACAAUUCCGCGAUUUCGUCGGCGAGCCCGUACCGACGAAGAAAUACAAGAGCCUGAUCAAGAUCCUGCAACGGCUCAACCGGAUCGAACCCGCGCUGCUUCCACUUGAGGUUACACAGACGCUGAAGACAUUCCUUCGCCCCGGUAAUCCAUACGGCAACAAACCGGCACCGGCGACGGUGGAUGAGCAGGGCCGCGCGCGCGGCAAGGGAAAGCGCAAGACAUCCUCCGCGGUGGUACACCUGGUUGAGGGUGAGGGAGAAGUGAUGGUGAACGGGAAGACUCUGGGGGAGGCCUUCCCUCGUCUGCACGACCGUGAGAGUGCAACAUGGGCGCUGAGAUGCACGUCGAGAUUGGACAAAUACAACGUGUGGGCGACUGUUCGGGGCGGUGGAGUCACUGGUCAGGCAGAGGCUGUCACAUUAGCACUUGGAAGAGCACUGCUCGUCCACGAGCCGGCGCUGAAGCCUAUUUUGCGGAAAGCUGGUGUCAUCACUGUCGAUGCUCGUCGGGUCGAGAGAAAGAAGCCCGGCCACGUCAAGGCCCGCAAGAUGCCCACCUGGGUCAAGAGAUGA